AGAACCUUAAUUUGUAAUGGCUAGCGUUAUAAGUGUAGAAAAAAAGUAUUCCGGCGACGAAAAUGAAACGGAAAAAUUUGUCAAAGAAGAAAAGGUGACUUACGAAUAUGUUACAAUUCCGCCGGAUGGAGGAUUUGGCUGGAUCAUCACGGGGGCCAGUUUGUUAUGUCUAUUGAUUUCGGACGGCAUUCUCUUCAGCUUCGGAUUGAUACUCUCUGAGUUGAGAUACGUUUUUGACGAACCUGCUGUUAAAAUUGCUUGGAUGUUUUCUAUUGAAAACGCAACUUCAUUAAUCUCAGGACCGAUAGCUUCGGCAUUGAGUAAUAAGUUCGGAUUCCGUGCUGUUGUCAUAUCUGGCAGUCUACUGGGUUUCGUGGGCCUUUUGACCUCUACGUUCGCCUUCUCAGUCGGGACCCUGUUUUUCACUCUUGGUGUGCUUUUAGGAACUGCCGACGGCUUGGUUUACACUCCAAUUGUCGUUGGUGUCGGCUUCUAUUUUGAUAAAAGACGUGCGCUGGCCACUGGAAUCACUCUCUGUGGAUCCGGAGCAGGCGCUUUUGUCUUUGCCCCACUCAUAUCUUGGCUAUUAGAAACCUAUGCACUCAGAGGAACAUUCCUUAUUUUGAGUGGACUUUAUCUGAACUGUGCAGUUUUUGGCUCGCUGCUAAUUCCUGUCAAACCUGUUCGACGAAAGAAAAUAGUGGAAGAUGUCAGCCUCAAUCUUCUGCCGCCUGACGGCAUAGGGCCAUCAGCAAUUGAAAAUCCGCCAACACCGAAUGACGUGAAAGGGAAUAAUAAAGGAGAACAAGCGCAAUCGAAUAUGGAUAUCUCCAUAACAGAAAAUCAGCCUGUAACAAACGCAAAUGAAAAGUUAUCCAUCAAAAAAUGUUUUUUCAGCAUCCUUAACUUGUUCAAAUUCUCGUUGUUUCGGUCACCAACCUUUGUCGUUAUAUGCGCUUCAAGUUUUUUCCAAUCUAUCGGAUGGUUUGUACCAUCCAUGUAUAUAACAGCUCAUGCGGUAAACAUGGGGGUACCGAAAGAAAAGGCGUCUUUCCUGCUAUCAAUUCUUGGAAUAUCUAUCAUGAUAGGACGCAUAUUAAUUGGAUGGAUCUCUGACCAUCCUAGGGUCAGCGUAUUGUUGCUGAAUAACAUCGGCUUGACAAUCUCAGGUUUAUUGAUUUUGCUGUGCCCAUCAAUAUUAGUCUCGUACGAGUUGCUAGCCCUUUUCUCCACCAUACUGGGACUCGCCGCGUCCUGCACAACAGCUACAAGAUCAAUUUUACUUGGGAAGCUUUUGGGUUUGGAAAAUGUGAAUAACAGUUACAGCUUCAUGCUAGUGUUUCAUGGAGUAGCUACCGUCAUUGGAAUCCCUUUAGCCGGAUUGCUAUUUGAUAUUUUUGGUGACUUCCACAUUACCUUCUAUUUUGCUGGUUUUUCCGUUCUACUUUCCGCGUUUAUUUGUUAUCCUCUUGGAAGGAUUAACCGUUGGGAGAAAAUGCGCAGUUAGGAGGGAAACGAAUAAAUAAAAU
Daphnia pulex (common water flea) is the source of this 1529-nucleotide messenger RNA. Its product is annotated as monocarboxylate transporter 12-like. The transcript is spliced from 8 exons. Gene Ontology annotation, molecular function: monocarboxylic acid transmembrane transporter activity. The record is from RefSeq and is a predicted model, not a curated record. Bases 17 to 1507 code for a protein of 496 amino acids. Lineage: Eukaryota; Metazoa; Arthropoda; Branchiopoda; Diplostraca; Daphniidae. Gene Ontology annotation, biological process: monocarboxylic acid transport; transmembrane transport.